AUGCCCAGGCGCUACCUUUUCGAUUGCAUUCCGCUUGAUGGUGCCAUCCUGCUCGCAAUCGAGCUGCUGCUUCUGCUGCGGCUCACGGUCAUUUAUGUGGAUCAUGUCAAAUCACAUCCAGUCCUCACGACGGUCGUGUGUAAUAGUCUGGUAAGUGAAACCUCAAGAGGGAGAAGGCUAACGAACAAGCUUGGCAGCAUUUCAGAUACAGUCGCGCAGCUCCUGACGCUGAGUCAAGCACGGCUGAACAAUAAACGCCUUGGCAAGGAUAUCAGUCUCGAUGCAGUCAAAAGAGUGUUCGAUUUGGAUCGCCUGGCGCGCUUCGUGUCAUAUAGUUUUGCAACGGCUCCAUUGCAGUACACUUGGUAUUCGAGCCUCGACCAGUGGUUCUCUAUAUCACUCUCUGGUCUUCCAGGCGAGUCAAGCAGCAUGUCAGUGUUGAAGCGACUCCUUGCAGACCAAUUUAUUUGGGCUCCAGUGUCGCUGCUUCUCUUCUUUGCAUUCAUGGAGUCGAUACAAGCGCAUGGGCUCAAAAUUCUGAUGUCAAGACUCAGGAAGAACUACUGGCCAGCACUCAAAGCACAAUAUGUCAUUUGGCCACUCGUCCAACUGCUCAACUUCAAGUUUGUGCCAUUGCAAUUUCAGGUACCACUGGUCAGCAGUGUGUCGGUGGGCUGGAACAUUUACUUGUCCAUUAUGCUGGGGUCUCGACGUUAG
Molecule: messenger RNA, 717 nt
Organism: Protomyces lactucae-debilis
Lineage: Eukaryota; Fungi; Ascomycota; Taphrinomycetes; Taphrinales; Protomycetaceae
Exons: 2
Coding region: 1-717 (238 amino acids)
Cellular component (GO): membrane; cytoplasm
Source: RefSeq, a predicted model, not a curated record